This is a messenger RNA of Symsagittifera roscoffensis, 1473 nucleotides long. RefSeq names its product O-acetyltransferase OatA-like. The transcript has 2 exons. NCBI's taxonomy places the organism in Eukaryota, Metazoa, Xenacoelomorpha, Acoela, Convolutidae. Gene Ontology annotation, biological process: lipopolysaccharide biosynthetic process. Gene Ontology annotation, cellular component: membrane. Gene Ontology annotation, molecular function: acyltransferase activity, transferring groups other than amino-acyl groups. Bases 238 to 1473 code for a protein of 411 amino acids. The record is from RefSeq and is a predicted model, not a curated record.
ACUAUGGCUUUGUUCUAAGCAUUAUCAGAAGAAAUAUCUUUUAGUUUCAUAUUGACUGGUGGCUCAUCCAUUUUGAUAUUGCUAAUAAUCAGCAAAGUUAGAGUUUCGAUGCAAAUUAAUACUUGUUUGACUGCUGUUUAUCCGUAAACAUACUAAGUUGAACCAAUAAGUUUUUCAAGCCGAAAGUUUUAUUCCUAUUUCUCCUGACCAAAAAAUCCGAAUCUUCAUAAUCAAAAUAUGCAAAAGAAAAAUAAGCGUAGAUUUGGUCAUCGCAAACAUCUAGAUUCAAUUCGAGGAAUCGCUUGUUUAUUGGUUAUUCUAUUCCACUGUGAAAUACCGCUUUUUUCAAACGGGUACUUAGGAGUUGACGUUUUCUUCACACUAUCUGGUUUCUUAAUAACUUCAAUAUUACUUGAAGAGUUAUCAGACAGAGGUGAAAUUGACCUGGUCAGAUUUUAUUGCCGACGUUUUUCACGACUUUUUCCUGCCUCGUGUGUUGUUUUAGUUUCUACAACUUUUGUUUACAAACAAAUCGAACUAACCGAAUAUGUCGACAAACAUAAGUCUUCAUUUUUUGCAUCGGCAUUUUAUGUCGAAAACUGGCAUGCGUUAAAAUCUUCAAUGGAUUAUUUUACCGACGACGCUUCAGACCAAAGUCCCGUAAUGCAUUAUUGGUCACUUUCAAUCGAAGAACAAUUUUACCUGUUUUUUCCAUUACUUCUUUCAUUAUUAUGGCAUAUUUGCCAGAAAAAUUUGACCCAAUUAAUCUACUUAUUUUCUAUCAUUUUGCUGUUUGCAACAAGUUUUAAUUAUUAUCUAUGGUCGCAAAACGCAAUGAUGUCUUAUUUAUCAACUUUCGGACGCCUAUAUCAAUUGCUUGCAGGUUCCUUGCUUUCUAUUUUUGUCGUCAUCGGUAAAAUGAAAGAUACUUUUAUCGACAAAAAUAAAGCGAGCUUCAAAACAUUAACCGAUAUCAUUUCUGGUUUGUUAGUAACUUUUUUCGCUGUUACACUUUUUUAUUUUAGAAAUUCAGAAACUUUAUAUAUGGGUCAAUUGAGUGUCCUCUUAUCAGUGAUGAUUUUUGCUAUUCUUGAGAUAUCAUCUGAUAAUGGGAAAAUUAGACUAUUAUUAUUUGAGAACAGUUUCUUGUGUUACAUUGGCAAGUUAUCAUACAGCAUGUAUUUAUGUCAUGUUCCGAUUACAAAAUUUGGGGAGAUCCUGGAAACUUUUUCUGUUAACGAAUAUUUAAGGGCAGCUCAAAUUUUGGGGUUCAAGAAGAAAUACGAAAAGUUCUAUUAUAUCGACUUGGGUGAAUUAUUAUUUUCAAACACUUCAGAAUCAUUUUCAUUUGACGCUUUGGAUGGAAAUGUUGCAGUUUGGGAUGAUUUGAACCACAUCAGUCCGGCUUUUGCUAAGAAAAAACUUCAAGAUAUGGUCAAAGAACUGAUGAACCAAAAUGUUUCAAUUAUUUAA